AGGUGUGUCUCCGGCUCGGUGGCUGCCUGCCCCACUCCCUGCCGAGACACCCGGUGGAGAGGUCACCGACUGCGCAGCCCCAGUGCCCGAAACCCACCAGCCCAGUGACCCACCAUGGAAGCUGCAGACGCCUCCAGGAGCAACGGAGCCAGCCCGGAAGCCAGGGAUGCCCGCAGCCCGCCCGGCCCCAACGGCAGCCUGGAAAACGGGCCCAAGGCUGAAGUCAAAGACGCCAAGACCACCAACGGGCAUGGCGGGGAGGCAGCCGAGGGCAAGAGCCCGGUCAGCGCCCUCAAGUCUGGGGAGAGCAAGAGCGCCCUGUUCUCAGGAAACGACUGGCGGCGACCCAUCAUCCAGUUUGUCGAGUCUGUGGAUGACAAGAGCUCCAACUACUUCAGCAUGGACUCCGGGGAGGGCCGGAGAUCACCCUACGCCGGGCUCCAGCUGGGCGCUGCCAAGAAGCCGCCCGUCACCUUUGCUGAAAAGGGGGAGCUGCGCAAGUCCAUCUUCUCAGAGCCCCGGAAGCCCACGGUGUCCAUCGUGGAGCCUGGAGAGAGCCGGCGGAACAGCUACCCCCGGGCUGACACGGGAGGCAUCCUCCUGCGCCCCAAGUCGAGCUCCGAGGAGGUCCUGUGUGACUCCUGCAUCGGCAACAAGCAGAAGGCCAUCAAGUCCUGCCUGGUGUGCCAGGCCUCCUUCUGUGACCUGCACCUCAAGCCCCACCUGGAGGGUGCCGCCUUCAGGGACCACCAGCUGCUCGAGCCCAUCCGGGACUUCGAGGCCCGCAAGUGCCCCCUGCAUGGCAAGACCAUGGAGCUCUUCUGCCAGACCGACCAGACCUGCAUCUGCUACCUGUGCAUGUUCCAGGAGCACAAGAAUCACAGCACGGUGACCGUGGAGGAGGCCAAGGCCGAGAAGGAGACGGAACUGUCACUGCAAAAGGAGCAGCUGCAGCUCAAGAUCAUUGAGAUUGAGGACGAAGCCGAGAAGUGGCAGAAGGAGAAGGACCGCAUCAAGAGCUUCACCACCAAUGAGAAGGCCAUCCUGGAGCAGAACUUCCGGGACCUGGUGCGGGACCUGGAGAAGCAAAAGGAGGAAGUGAGGGCUGCGUUGGAGCAGCGGGAGCAGGAUGCCGUGGACCAAGUGAAGGUGAUCGUGGACGCUCUGGAUGAGAGGGCCAAGGUGCUGCGCGAGGACAAGCAGACGCGGGAGCAGCUGCACUGCAUCAGUGACUCGGUGCUGUUCCUGCAGGAAUUCGGAGCCUUGAUGAGCAAUUACUCCCUCCCUCCUGCACUACCCUCCUACCAUGUUCUGCUGGAGGGGGAGGGCCUGGGACAGUCCCUGGGCAACUUCAAGGAUGACCUGCUGAACGUGUGCAUGCGUCACGUUGAGAAGAUGUGCAAGGCAGACCUGAGCCGGAACUUCAUCGAGAGGAACCACAUGGAGAAUGGGGGCGACCAUCGCUACAUGAACAACUACUCCAACAGCUACACUGGCGAGUGGAGCGCACCGGACACCAUGAAGAGAUACUCCAUGUACCUCACGCCCAAGGUUGGUGCCAGGUCUUCAUACCAGCCAGCGUCCCCCAACCGCCUCCAGAAGGAGACCAACCAGAAGAACUUCAACAACCUCUACGGCACCAAAGGGAACUACACGUCCCGCGUCUGGGAAUACUCCUCCACCAUCCAGAGCUCCGAGGACAUGCCCCCUGUCCAAGGCAACUCCUCCUUCUCCCUGAAAGGCUACCCCUCACUGCUCCGGAGCCAGAGCCCGAAGGCCCAGCCCCAGUCUUGGAAGUCCGGCAAGCAUACCAUGCUGCCUCACUACCGGCCAUUCUACGUCAACAAAGGCAAUGGGAUUGGAUCCAACGAGGCCCCAUGAGUUCCAGAUGGGCAGCUUUGAGGGCGGCACCGUCAGUCCCGCCCACCCCAGCAGAUCCUGCUGCUCUUGCCUUCUAAGCUACUGUUCUCAUCCUGGUGGGCGGGGGCUGGCUCCGUGCUCCCCCAGCCUCUCCCCAGCGUCCCCAUCAGCCACGGUCCAUCCAGGCCUCUCUCCUGCUGUGGCUUCUAGUGACCCCCUCUCUCCCGCAUCCAGAGGUGGGCCAUUCCAGCGGGGAGACAGAAGGGCUUCUCCCUCUGGACCUGGCACCUUCUUCCUCUACAGUGGGAUUUUGGGGUGGUAUUUGUGCCCACAGGCUUUAGCCCGGCUGUCUUUAGGCCUGUUGGCCAUUUCUCUCCACAGUCCCUUGCUGCAUGGUGUGGUCCGUAGGAGCCUGGUCAAGACCAGCGGCCCACCCCUUCCCAACCCAGGCCACCCCUUCCCCGCCUGUCAGGACACCAGCCCCACCAAUGUCCAGCACUGGGAACCAACAGCCCUGGGGGGCUGGGGUGGGGCAGCCCCAGUGUCUUGGCAUGCUCCUGCUCCACCUUGCAUAGCUCAUCUGUUCCUGGGCCUGGCGCUAGGCCUCUCUUCCUCCUGCUGAGGCCAGCCAUCCCCUCACGGGAUAUAUAAUCCACACUUGAAGGUGGCCGCUGGCCCAGCGGCCCCAGAGAAGGCUCAUUUCUCUGCAGGACACCUCUAGUGGGACCAUUUUGUGUCCUCUGGGCAAUGGGAGUGAGGCUGGUGACAGUGUCGCCGGACUGGGACCCACGAGGCCACAUUCCCACUCUCCCCUCCCCACAACCCCUGUCCAUCUUCUGCUUACCUCUCACUGCCCUCACCUAGGGCUCCGGGCCUGGAGAGGAGACCAAACCACGAACAGCUAUGUGGACGCAACCCCUCUCCCCCCAGCCCUACCCCUGGGCCGAUGGGGCAGCUUUCAGGAGUCGCGACAUUCAGCCUGGUCUUCCCCCCAUCAAUAAACCAUGG
Molecule: messenger RNA, 2868 nt
Organism: Condylura cristata (star-nosed mole)
Lineage: Eukaryota; Metazoa; Chordata; Mammalia; Eulipotyphla; Talpidae
Gene: TRIM29
Product: tripartite motif containing 29
Exons: 9
Coding region: 115-1881 (588 amino acids)
Molecular function (GO): zinc ion binding
Source: RefSeq, a predicted model, not a curated record